GUCAUUGAAAUCGAAGGAUCCUCAAAUGCCUAUGCUCACUCGAAUCUUUAACUGCUUAGCCAGUUGGUGGGAUAAUACUGGCGUUAUGACUGAAGGCGAUGUACCCAUUUCCCCUCUACUGGAGACAGUCUUUUGCGUGCUUCGCAAUCCUGAAUCGACUCCCGAACCAACAUACGACGCUGCAACUCAGUGGGUCUUAGCUCUCCUCUACCAGUGCAGAAACUACUCCGGUACCUCUGGGGGUCUUCUCUCUUGGCUCCAGACCAAUAUUUACGAAUUGGUUAAAGUCGUACAAGACUGUGCCGCAGCCGUCGCCUCCAUUGCCAAUCAGUCGCAUCAGCAGGAGCGCGUGGAAUUGUACAAAGACCGAUGCACUUGCUUGGCCCACGUGUUCUCCUCCCUCACUCGAGCUGUUAGACCAUCUUUGGUUGGCCAACCCGCCGCCCCUGGUUCCGGCACCUACGGGGAUUUGCGCACACUGGAUUGUUUACUGGUAUUGUUGGAAUUGUCACCACCGCUUGGGAGCCGCGAGUUGGCUGCGAUCACGUUUAGCGCACUGCACGCGCUAGCAGACGAUACCAUUCGGCAUCGAUCCGUGAUUGCCUCACUUGCACCAAGCAAAUCCGGUCAUGAUAACCGAUUGGUUAGCCCAGGGGAUUCCGGCGCCAGUGGUCCUCGCCCCAUUGCAGCCCUGGUACCGUACUUCACACGUGUGAUGGUCGCACUCACUCGAUUUUGUCCCAGCAACACUUCCGAUUUGGAAAGCACAGAUGACCUGCGCGAUUUCCGUGAUGAUGUACACGAUUUGAUGCAAGACAUUCUGGCACUGGUUGGAGCGGAAACCAUAUUUGUUGAAUUGUACACACAUGUUCAACGACUUCAAAUGCUCGCGGUUUCCGCCAAUGCCCAAGUUACGCCAUCGGAAGUGCUUCGUGAGGCCGAGGCUUGUCUCUUCAUGAUGACCACGGUGGCAAAACGUCUUUCUCCCCACGACCCCGAGGGAAACAUAUCCGCACUGAUCUCGGGACUCGUCUUGCCUGGUUUGGCUGGGGCUUGCCCAUUUCCGCUGCAAGAGGUCGGCUGCAUGCUCUACAUGGAGCUGUCACAUUGGGUGGCUUGUCAUCCACAGUAUCGGCGUCAGAUUGUCACCCAGCUGAUCGAAAUCGUGGAGAAAGCGGCCGGUCUAGAAGCACACCAGCUACAGCCCGGUCAAAAACUCGCCGUUGGUGCUGCGCUCUCAGCACUGGGCUCCCUUUGCUCUGUGUACCGAGCCACUCCGUCCCCCGGUCUGAAUGGAAUGUCCGCAAGCUGGGAGUCCACCAGAACCGCACUGUUGGACGAACACUGGCAAGCCCUAGUUGAGCGUGUAGCAUACAACUUGCCUCGGCUAUCCUGGGUACCGGACUAUGACGCCACUCACUUCUUCACGGGUAUCGGACGUGGCCUACUCUCUUCCAUUGGAUCUGGUGGCGGCGGCGUUGAAUUUGACCCGGCCCCUGCCAGGCAGGCGCUACCCUCUCGCCUGGCUCAGAUAUGCAGUGUGUGUCUGGAGUGCUUAACAAGAUUAAUGGAUGGAAACGUUGCCAUCACCAGUGCGGACACACUUACCGACCCUCGUGUCUGGUUGGACUACCUGGCCGCCAUCUUCCGCACAUUCGCUUGUCUGCUGCGCCGCUUGGACGACGGGCCCAAACCUCAGUGGGGAGGUAGCGGGUCUGGUUCCGGUGUCACUGAAUUUGGCAGUCUCGCUUUGUCUGCUCAGAACUGCCUAUCCGAUUGUUUGCGGCUGGUUCGUGAGACCAUCUGGCCCGUCAUAGCCAGGGUUUUUGUGCAUUACGCUUCCCGAGGACUUCCAAUGGAACAUGCAUGUCGUUUGGUGCGAUUCAUUGUGCGUUGCUUCUCGGUCCACAUGCGCGACUUGCUUCCGGAUAUUGCGGAAAAGAUCGUGCUGGCUUACACAACCGGCGGCCAGCACUCUAGUUUCCUCUAUCUCGCCAGCGUACUUGUCGAUGAGUUCGGGGAAAUGGCCGAUUGUCGCGUGGGACUCGUUCGCGUAUUCGAAGCUCUUGGCGGGCCUACUUUGAAGAUGUUGGAGGGUCCAAACUUAGUUCAGCAACCCCAUACGGUUGAAGAUUUGUACAGACUUUGCACCCGCUUGGUACAGCACUGCCCAGCUGUGUUUCUUACCAGCGAACAAGUAGAUCUUAAUGAGCUGUGUAAUACAGCUGUACGAUACCUCAGUGUUUGUCACACUGGACCAAACACUGGAGUGUCGAACGAUGAUGUUGGCUCAAAUUCUCCUAACGGCGAUUCCAAUGGAUCAUCUGCCACAACCAGCGCCUCCGCAGCAGCUGCUCGCUUCUUCAUCGAUCUCUUGUUGUUCACUGGUGAAGCCUCCGAGGUGGCCCCAAUGCAAGUAGCUCAAACUUUGUCUUCUGGUGGUCAACUUGCUGCACCAUCUUGCCCUUCUGCCAUGGGCGCUCAGCGGGUUCUUGUCUGGCUGACCCACGUCGUCCCAAUACCCGGGUCUGAUAUAGCUGAAUGCGGUGGUCAACGUCUUGUCUCUGGAUGUCUCCAAGCAUGUUGCUUGGGACUUUCGGAAGAACGCAUUCCUGAGCUUGCUGACAUCCUGUACCAAUUGAAAGCAAUGACGAAGAACGAGCUUUUCCUUCAGUGGUUGACGACUGCUGUUGGCAGUUUACCCAUUCUCCGCGCUGAUGGACUGGUACACGCUACUGGAGAUCAGAUCGCGGAUUUUAAAGAUCUCGUGAUGAACUCAUCAAGAACCUCCGGCAUCAUCCAUGCGUUGACGUCAUUCUCCAGCCUGUUCCGGUGAUAUGUCCUCAUCGUCUUCGCCCUGUUGUCAUUCGUGACCAUCAGACUACCCUGUAAAGAGAACACCUCACAUCCUAGAGCCCACAGAUCUUGCCCAUCCGCUACCCACAAACUGGAAUGUUUUCAAACAGUUCCCCAUUUUGUCUAUUCUAAUUCGUACACGUCUGUCAUAAAGCCGUGUUGACGCUGGCGCUCCACCGCAUUCCCAAUGUUUUUGCAUUCGGCUCAUGAUUGUGUUUCCUUGAUUCAUUCCUUCGUUUGCUGGUUAUCAUGGUCGUCGUUGGUAGUGCUCUUCACAUGCACUCGCCUGGUUGAUGGACUU
This is a messenger RNA of Dicrocoelium dendriticum, 3157 nucleotides long. NCBI's taxonomy places the organism in Eukaryota, Metazoa, Platyhelminthes, Trematoda, Plagiorchiida, Dicrocoeliidae. The record is from the annotation of a GenBank genome assembly.